Momordica charantia (bitter melon) is the source of this 2123-nucleotide messenger RNA. Its product is annotated as glucomannan 4-beta-mannosyltransferase 9. NCBI's taxonomy places the organism in Eukaryota, Viridiplantae, Streptophyta, Magnoliopsida, Cucurbitales, Cucurbitaceae. The record is from RefSeq and is a predicted model, not a curated record. Gene Ontology annotation, molecular function: mannan synthase activity. Gene Ontology annotation, cellular component: Golgi apparatus.
CCCAAAUCUCUCUCUCUAGAGAUAAUUUUUUCAGAGAGAGAAAUAAGAGAUUUCUACUUGAUCUGCCAUUUUUGCCCAUCUGGGCUUCAUCUCAAAAGCUCCUCUGUUUUCAACCAAAAGCAAACUCUGACACACAAACGUAUCCCACAAGCAAAAAUCACUCCAAAAUUUGGGCUUCUUUAAAUCUUGAAAAAAUCCUGUGUGUUUGAGCUUGAAGGUCCAUCAAUGGCGGAAAUGGGGGGCCUGUUUUGGGAGCAAGCCACUGGCCCUCUCAUUGCACCAAUUUUGAAGCUCUGUGUGGGUGCCUGCUUGGGGAUGUCCCUAAUGCUGUUCUUUGAAAGAGUUUAUAUGGCCAUUGUCAUCCUCUUCCUCAAGCUCUCCAGGAAAAAUCCCCACAAAACUUACAACUGGGACCCCAUUAAAGAUGAUCUUGAGCUUGCUCAUUCCGCUUACCCCAUGGUUUUGGUCCAAAUUCCCAUGUACAAUGAGAAGGAGGUUUAUCAACUGUCAAUUGGAGCAGCAUGUGGGCUCUCAUGGCCAUCUGAUAGGAUUAUAAUUCAAGUUCUUGAUGAUUCUACUGACCCUUCUAUCAAGGAUCUGGUGGAAUUAGAGUGCAAAAGAUGGGCGAGCAAAGGCAUAAACAUAAAAUACGAGAUCAGAGACAACAGAAAUGGGUACAAGGCAGGGGCUCUGAAAGAGGGAAUGAAGCACAGUUACGUUAAACUCUGCGAUUUCGUCGCUAUUUUCGACGCCGAUUUCCAGCCCGACCCUGAUUUUCUUUGGCGCACCAUUCCAUUUCUCACAAACAACCCUGAAAUCGCUCUCGUUCAAGCCCGCUGGAAGUUCGUGAACUCGGAUGAAUGUUUGAUGACGAGAAUGCAAGAGAUGUCAUUGGAUUACCACUUCACAGUGGAGCAAGAAGUUGGGUCUGCAACUCAUGCCUUUUUUGGGUUCAAUGGCACAGCAGGUGUUUGGAGAAUUGCUGCACUGAACGAGGCUGGAGGAUGGAAGGACCGCACCACUGUUGAGGAUAUGGAUUUGGCUGUACGAGCUAGCCUCAAAGGAUGGAAGUUUGUCUAUGUUGGUGACCUCAAGGUGAAAAAUGAAUUGCCGAGUACCUUCAAAGCGUACCGAUAUCAGCAGCACCGGUGGUCUUGCGGCCCCGCGAACCUCUUCAAAAAGAUGGUUGUUGAAAUCAUGAGGAACAAGAAAGUCUCCCUGUGGAAGAAGCUUUACCUGAUCUACAGCUUCUUCUUUGUUCGGAAGAUCGUGGCUCAUAUCGUUACGUUCGUAUUUUACUGUGUUGUUUUGCCUGCUACGGUCUUGGUUCCCGAAGUCACGGUACCGAAAUGGGGUGCCAUAUACAUUCCUUCGACGAUCACCCUCCUUAAUGCAGUUGGAACUCCAAGAUCCUUUCACCUGAUUAUUUUCUGGAUCCUCUUCGAAAACGUCAUGUCACUGCAUCGAACAAUGGCAACGUUCAUCGGUUUGUUGGAAGCAGGGAGAGUAAAUGAAUGGGUUGUCACAGAGAAGUUGGGGGAUGCGCUAAAGACUAAACCGGGUUCCAAAAUUCCCCGGAAACCCCGUUUUAGAAUCGGGGAAAGACUCCAUUUGCUUGAGCUUUGUGUUGGCGCCUACCUCUUCUUCUGCGGCUGUUAUGAUCUCAACUUCGGAAAGAACCGAUACUUCAUCUACCUCUUCCUUCAAUCGUUCGCUUUCUUCAUCGCCGGGGUCGGUUACAUCGGAACUCUGGUUCCCAACUCUUAGCAGAAUCAUUUGCCCAACCUCACACAAUAAUUUAUACCACACAUUGCUUCCCUGUGCCCCAAUAAGAGAAAAAAGGGUGGAAAGAAGAAGAAUCCUUUGGGGAAGUUUUUCCUUUUCUUAACUUAUUAUAUACCAUUUUUUGGAAAGAACUGUACUUGUUCUAGUUUGGUAUGACCAAAAGUUGGUUUUUUUCUUCAAAAAGUUGGGAGAGUGUUCAUUGAAAGCUGUUGUGUUGUAUUGUUGAGGAUGAAAGAGAGACGAAGAACAAUAAGAGAUUACUGCAAAAAUCUGCUCUAUGCAGUAUACUGUAUACUUGAAUUGUAAUGAAAAAAGAAACAAGCAAGAAUUUUCAAUCU